This is a messenger RNA of Phragmites australis (common reed), 1780 nucleotides long. RefSeq names its product lysine histidine transporter 2-like. The record is from RefSeq and is a predicted model, not a curated record. The coding region runs from base 122 to 1465 and encodes 447 amino acids. NCBI's taxonomy places the organism in Eukaryota, Viridiplantae, Streptophyta, Magnoliopsida, Poales, Poaceae. The transcript has 8 exons. Gene Ontology annotation, cellular component: plasma membrane.
GGCCUGCCUCUUCGCCUCUCCUCUCGUGGCUCUAUCUCCCCCCUUUUCUUUCUCCUCUCUCGGCCCCACCUUCUCUCGCACGGCCUCCAUUGUUGAAGCCUCUGUGACAUCCGGCGCCGCCAUGGGGACGCAGGCACAGGAGAACUACCCUCCUGCCAAGGCCGAUGAAAGGAGCGCAAAGGAGAAGGCGAUCGACGACUGGCUCCCGAUCACCUCGUCGAGGAACGCCAAGUGGUGGUACUCCGCCUUCCACAAUGUCACCGCCAUGGUUGGUGCCGGCGUGCUCAGCCUUCCCUACGCCAUGUCUGAGCUCGGCUGGGGUCCCGGCAUCGCAGUGCUGGUCUUAUCAUGGAUCAUCACGCUGUACACGCUGUGGCAGAUGGUGGAGAUGCACGAGAUGGUGCCGGGCAAACGUUUCGACCGGUACCACGAGCUGGGGCAGCACGCGUUCGGCGAGAAGCUGGGGCUAUGGAUCGUGGUGCCGCAGCAGCUGGUUGUCGAGGUGGGCGUGAACAUCGUGUACAUGGUCACCGGCGGCAAAUCCCUGAAGAAGUUCCACGACGUGAUUUGCGACGACAAGUGCAAAAGCAUCAAGACCACCUACUUCAUCAUGAUCUUCGCCUCCGUCCACUUCGUGCUCUCCCAGCUCCCCAACCUCAACUCCAUCUCUGGCGUCUCCCUGGCUGCCGCCGUCAUGUCGCUCAGUUACUCAACGAUCGCGUGGGGCGCGUCGGUGGACAAGGGGAAGUUGCCGAACGUGGACUACCAUCUUCGGGCAACGACGACGCCGGGGAAGGUGUUCGGCUUCUUCGGGGCACUGGGGGAUGUGGCGUUCGCGUACGCGGGGCACAACGUGGUGCUUGAGAUCCAGGCCACCAUCCCGUCGACGCCGGAGAAGCCGUCCAAGAAGCCCAUGUGGAAGGGUGUCGUCGUCGCCUACAUCGUCGUUGCCCUCUGCUACUUCCCCGUCUCGCUUGUCGGGUACUGGGCCUUCGGCAACAUUGUCGAUGACAACAUCCUCAUCACCCUCAACAAUCCGAAGUGGCUCAUCGCCACGGCCAACAUGAUGGUCGUCAUCCAUGUGAUUGGCAGCUACCAGAUUUACGCGAUGCCGGUGUUCGACAUGCUAGAGACGGUGCUGGUGAAGAAGCUCCAUUUCCCUCCAGGCCUGACGCUCCGUCUGAUUACCCGGACCGUCUAUGUUGCCUUCACAAUGUUCGUAGCCAUUACCUUCCCCUUCUUUGGUGGAUUGCUCGGUUUCUUUGGUGGAUUCGCCUUCGCGCCGACAACUUAUUUCCUUCCCUGCGUCAUGUGGCUUGCAAUCUACAAGCCCAAAAGGUUCGGCCUCUCAUGGUUCGCCAACUGGAUCUGCAUUGUUCUUGGGGUGCUGCUGAUGAUCCUGUCGCCGAUCGGAGGACUUCGGCAGAUAAUCAUGGACGCCAAGACAUACAGUUUCUACUCAUAAACUACUAGUGCUCGUCGUCUUCCGACUCGUGAACAUGCAGGGAAUCGAUUACAUCGUCUAAUGCGAGUUUUUUUGACGUGCCAAAAAAUAGUUGGAAAUAUCAUAGUACGAAAUUUAAAACUUGUUCCAGAUGUGACGAUGGUUCGAGGCAUGUCGCGAGUCUGUUAAUUGUUGAUUAGUCCAGGGGGGGUUUGUGCUGGUUAAUCAUAUAUAGAUAUAUGUAUUGUUUCUCUAUACUCUAGGGCGAACUACGUGGCUUUAUUUUGUGUGUGCAUAAGGGAGAAUGAAUGCUGGUUGGUUGGUUUCUAUUGCUUA